CCAUCCGUGCACUUGGCCAGCAAUAACUGGGUCGAGGUCUCAGCUCUUGGUCCUGCCUCUAACAUGCCGCUUGCCAAACUUUCAUCAUCUUGGCCUCUUAUGGAGCCUGCCUCCAGUGCUUCUAAUCCACUUCCUGACAACUCGGAGGCUGAAGAAAUACUUUGUGACAUCCGUUUGACUUCCUACUGUGCCCCUCUUGUUCCAUAUUUCCCGCUUCUCAAACAGUCUGUCCCUUUCCACCAUACUAAGUCCUGGAGCAGGGAGAGAGAGGACCUAGUAGCGAUCAGUGAAGAGGCGGGGCCAGGAGCUGUCUCGACCCCUGCAACCACAAUUAGGAUCCGUCGCGCCGCUGCGUCUCAUUAUCUACGGGUUGGCAGCGGAUCUGACAUAACUCAAUUUCUGUCCUCAGCAGAUACGAAAUAUUGUCCGAGACAAUGGCCGAGGACGAAGAUGUGGAAAUUGAGCCAGUGCCUGAAGAGGAUGAACUAACAAACUACAAACCCCCACCAGAGAGGACGUUGGAGAUGUUCAACAAGGACACUGAAGACGAGUCACUCUAAAAGUACAAAGAAACGCGACUAGGGAGUUCUGCUGCUGGGGCCACAGUUAUUGGGUUUAGCAGUAGCUAUGUGCCCCAGGGAAAUGUCAGUGAUGUGUUAAGAAAAAACCAGCUGCAUUCAUGGAGUUUUCCUCAUGAGAGCUACAGCACUGCCAGAUUAUUAUUAUUAUUACAAUCAAGGGGGAAGCGCUAAACCCGGAGGAUUAUACAGCGCCUGGGGGGGGGUGAUAUGGAAGGCAUUCAGGCUUAAUUUGGGGAACUGGAGCACAGAUCCAAUUCCCUAAAUCAAGAGCCCUUCACCAACAUCAAGGAACCUUCCUUGAGGGGAGCACUGCCAGAGAUUAAAUUGUUUAUGUGGAGUUUAAAGUAUGAGAGAAAUGAGCAAGUAACAUUCAGGAAUGAAGAUGUAGCACCAUUGUCGAGGGGAUGCUCACUCAGAAGGAACUUUGGUGUUGACUGGAUGUCAGGGAAGUACCCCAAAGUUUGUGAUAAAUUCUCGUGAGAGACCAUACAGU
This is a messenger RNA of Cherax quadricarinatus, 1074 nucleotides long. The record is from RefSeq and is a predicted model, not a curated record. Lineage: Eukaryota; Metazoa; Arthropoda; Malacostraca; Decapoda; Parastacidae.